AAAUAAAUAAUAAAAAUGAACAGCAAACAUUAUGUUCUCUGUCUGCAGCAACGGUCCACUGUAGCUUCCAUGAUGCACAGACAGGAGACUGUGGAGUGUCUGAAGAAGUUCAACGCCAGGAGGAAACUCAAGGGAGCCAUUUUGACCACACUGCUGGUAACAAAAAACUUCUCAGCAGUCAAGAGUCUGCUGAACAAGAAGGCUGAUGCCGUCAAGGCGAACAACAAAGCCAACACAGUGACCAGUCCUAAAGACACCAGCUUAACCCCAGCACUGGAACCCCAGACCACAGUGAUCCACAACCCAAUAGAUGGGAACAAGGAGUCUAUAGAGAGCACCAACACCCCCAUCGAGGACGAGGAUGUCAAAGCUCGGAAGCAGGAAAUUAUCAAAGUCACAGAGCAGCUGAUCGAAUCCAUCAACAACGGAGACUUUGAGGCCUACGCGAAGAUCUGUGAUCCUGGUCUGACGUCGUUUGAACCAGAAGCUCUGGGGAACCUGGUAGAGGGACAUGACUUCCAUCGCUUCUACUUCGACAACGCCCUGUCUAAAGGUAACAAGCCGGUGCACACCAUCCUCCUCAACCCUCACGUCCAUCUGAUAGCGGAGAACGCUGCGUGCAUCGCCUACAUCCGCCUGAGCCAGUACAUGGACGGGGGGAUGCCUCGCACCAUGCAGUCUGAGGAGACCCGCGUCUGGCAUCGCAGAGAGGGAAAGUGGCAGAACAUUCACUUCCACCGCUCCGGCUCGCCCAGCGUACCAUCCCAUUAAUGGAAUAUCAAGCUUCAGUCUAAACUCCCAAGACAGGCAACAAUCAACUAGCCAACCCGUGGUCACCAUUUUACCUCUAACCCCUCUGUAUGGACAUGACAUCACACAGGAAAAGGAAAUCAACCCUAAAGGUCGUCAGUCAUCCUAACCACCUAGGCUGCGUCCCUAAUGGCACCCUAUUCCCUACAUAAGGCCCAUGGGCUCUGGUCAAAAGUAGUGCACUAUAUAGGGAAUAGGGUUCCGUUUGGGACUUAGCCCCCCCCUAGAGCGGCCUGCAGCAGACCAUGGCCAUUAUCCACUGGAGCAUAUUACCUGACAUCUGGUUUUUAAACUGUUUUUGGUGCAUUUUAAAUGUAUAGAGAUGUUUAAAAAUCUACUGCUGUCACUCCUCCCAUUUUGAACUUGUAUUUGUACGUGUGUUUUACGUGUUGCACUACGAAAUAUUUAAAGAUCAGAAUGUUAAAAUCGAGCUUGCUUUUGUUCUGGUGAAAUGUAUAUAUAUUAUAUAUUGUGAUUGUUGAUUAAAAAAAUUUAAUAAAAUAAACAUUAAAU
Salmo salar (Atlantic salmon) is the source of this 1323-nucleotide messenger RNA. The record is from RefSeq and is a predicted model, not a curated record. NCBI's taxonomy places the organism in Eukaryota, Metazoa, Chordata, Actinopteri, Salmoniformes, Salmonidae.